GGUGGAACGUGUGAGGUGAUUGCGGCUCACAGAUGCUGUAAUAAGAACAAGAUUGAAGAGCGGUCCCAGACAGUCAAAUGUUCUUGUCUACCAGGGAAGGUGGCAGGGACUACCAGGAACAGACCCUCCUGUGUUGAUGGUGAGUACCACCACUACCAUCACAAUCCCCAUUGGUAUUGCAGGCGCAAGAGAAGUGUUGGCACUAUCAGUGAUUGGACUCACAUAGGUGCUGCUAAUAGAACCCAUAUACAACAGUUCUUUAAAAUAUUUUUCUCCAGGGUUGCAUAAAAGUAGUACAAUAUAUCAUGUGGAGUGUACAUGAUGCUUCAGCCUUUCCCAGUAGAUCUGGAAUAGCAAAUAUCACAGCAGGUGGCCAGUAGAGAUGGAGAGUCCCAUGCCCUAUCCCUUUCGUCUGAUUAGCUGAAUGUAGAAGUAUAAACCUGAGAGAAUGUAUCGAAGAACAUAUACAAUUCAUCAGUGGCAUACAUUUCCUAGACCUAGAGAAGCUGCGAUGGUUCUUUAUUUAUUAUGUUUUAAAUAGUGUCAGGUUUAAGACAAGAUGCCCAAAGAGUUGUUGUUAUUGAUUAAUAGAUGCACUAUAACCUUGGUUCGACCAGACUCCUGGCAACAAACCUCAGCAACCCUGUUUACCAUAAGGAACAGGUCCAAGUGAGGUCCUCAAGGAUGAUGAAUAUGUAUGACUGGAAAACCACUUAGACUAGGACAGAAAAUAACACUGUCAGACCAGCUGGCUAAAGUGUUCACGGACAUAUUCAACCUCUCCCUGUCCCAGUCUGUGAUCCCCACAUGCUUCAAGAUGUCCACCAUUGUCUCUGUACCAAAGCAAACUAAAGUAACCUGCCUAAAUGACUAUCGGCCUGUAGCACUCACUUCUGUCAUCAUGAAGUGCUUCGAGAGGCUGAUCAAGGACCACAUCAGCUCCACCUUACCUGACACCUCGGACCCACUCCAAUUUGUAUACUGCCCCAACAGAUCCAAGGAUGUAAUCACCAUUGCUCUACACACUGCCCUAACCAUCUGGACAAGAGGAACACCUAUGUGAGAAUACUGUUAAUCGACUACAGCUCAGCGUUCAACACCAUAGUCCCCUACAAGCUUGACACUAACCUAAAGGCCCUAGGUAUGAACACCUCCCUCUGCAACUGGAUCCAAGACUUCCUGACAGGCAGACGCCAGGUGAUGAGGGUAGGCAAAAACACCUCCACCACGCUGAUCCUCAACACGGGGGCCCCACAAGGGUGCGUGCUCAGCCCACUCCUGUACUCCAUGUACACAUACGACUGCAUGGCCAGGCAUGACUCCAACACUAUCAUAAAGUUUGCAGACAACACAACGGUGAUGGGCCUGACCACCGACGGUGACGAGACAGCUUAGAGGGAGGAGGUCAGAGCCCUCGCAGAGUGGUGCCAGGAAAACAACCUCUCCCUCAACGUCAGAAAACCAAGGAGAUGGCUAGCACAUCACAGAUGACCUGACAUGGUCCAAUCACACCACCACCGUGGUGAAGAAGGCGCAGCAGUGGCUCUUCAACCUCAUGCGACUGAAGAAAUUCGGUAUGGGCCCUCGGAUCCUAAAGAAGUUCUACAGCUGCACAAUCGAGAGCAUCUUGAUCGGCUGCAUCACCGCCUGGUACGGCAACUGCACCGCCCUCAACCAGAAGGCUCUACAGAGGGUGGUGCAGACGGCCCAAUACAUCACUGGGGGCAAGCUCCCUGCCCUCCAGGACAUCUACAUCAGGCGGUGUCGGAGGUAAGGCCCGAAAGAUCGUCAAGGACUCCAGUCACCCGAGCCAUGGACUGUUCCCUCUGUUACCAUCUGGCAAGCGGUAUCAGAGCAUCAGGUCUCGGACCAACAGGCUCCGAGACAGCUACUACCACCAGGCCAUUAGACUGCUGAACAGUUAACCCUAGCUGUCUCCCGGCACAAAACUGCACCUUGGAGACUAUAUGCACCAUAGAGGUUAUUUGCACUGACUACCCACACAUUCAACCCUCACACACAAACUUACACAUACACAAACACACAAACUCCCAUAAAACACACACACAAUUACCCGCACGCACUCAGAACACACACACAACGCUGCUGUUCUAUUAUAUACUAUUGAUUCCGCUGUAUGACCAAGUCACUACCCACUCUAUAUUUGUAAAUACAGUGUAAUACAGUCCAUAACAUUUGAUUGGAAACACUCAAACCAAACAUUUACUGAACGUACUGGCCAUAUACAACAGAACUACCUCAUUUUAUACUGUGGAAUUGCAGUGUUGCUUUAUGAAUUGUAUAUAUUGGCUUUUUGACUGAUGAGGCACAAUUUUACCAUCUCUAGUAAAGAUCCAACAGAAGCCAAUAGUAGCCUAUAUCACUCCCUAUAUAUUCUUCCUGUGCUGUACAGUGAGCAUUACCUCUCACCUGCCUGCAUGCUUCUUUAGAUUCUAACCAUUAGAUGAUGUUGCCACAAUUACUGAGCAGAGUAGACAGAGUGAGGGAAUUUGAGAUCUCUUCUGUCUGUCAGCACUGACAGGGUAUUUUCCUCUGUCAGACAUCUGAGAUGUGCUGGACAUUUAACCUGUAUUUAAGGCAAUUUUCUCUUCCCAGAGCAAGAAUAUGGCUUGCAUUAGAGUCACAGCUACGCCUCCUCUUUCACUUAACACAUGUCUAGACGUCUGUCUUUCUAUUUGAUUUAAAAUGCAUGUAAGAAAUGCAAUGAAAUAAAAUGCUUUAAAUAAUUCACCUAGGGUUGUUUCAGUGCAUAUUUUGUUUUGUAAGUAUUGGUAUAAGGAUUCAGAUUUUGAUUUUGAUUGAUUCUUACACCAUACUCAGGUAGGGAUGUUACAGUUGUAAGACAAGGGAGAGUUGACAGUUACUUUGAUAUUAGUCAGACAGAUUCCCACAAUUUAGAUGUGUGUGUCUGUCAUGUGAUGAACGAACCAACAGACCCUCUAGUCACCAAUCCAUCUCCAAGUCAUACACUGCUAUCACAUAUAGCUGUUCCACUGGGUAAGACAUACUCAGGUCACCUUAUGCCUUUGUUGCCUGCAGCAUCCAUAGUGAUUGGGAAGUGGUGGUGCGAGAUGGAGCCCUGUCUGGAGGGAGAGGAGUGCAAGACGCUGCCUGACAACUCAGGCUGGAUGUGUUACGCUGGGAACAAGAUCAAAACCACCCGGGUAAGAUAACCUCACAUUACCAUUUGAAACAGAGACAUACUGGAGGAGGGAGAGUUACAGUCAUGAGGAAUUUGCACCAAUAGAACAAUACAGACUUUACAUUUAAAGACAAAGGCACAAGGUAUUGACUCAAGCAUAUGGGCUAUACUAAUGUCUCUUUUAUUUUUUAGAAUACCCAACAGUCUGCAAGCGAAGAAUACCUC
Messenger RNA from Coregonus sp. 'balchen', 3388 nucleotides. The record is from the annotation of a GenBank genome assembly. NCBI's taxonomy places the organism in Eukaryota, Metazoa, Chordata, Actinopteri, Salmoniformes, Salmonidae.